Messenger RNA from Jaculus jaculus (lesser Egyptian jerboa), 1203 nucleotides. Its product is annotated as gastric triacylglycerol lipase-like. Gene Ontology annotation, molecular function: hydrolase activity, acting on ester bonds. Lineage: Eukaryota; Metazoa; Chordata; Mammalia; Rodentia; Dipodidae. The record is from RefSeq and is a predicted model, not a curated record. Gene Ontology annotation, biological process: lipid metabolic process. The transcript has 9 exons. Bases 1 to 1203 code for a protein of 400 amino acids. Gene Ontology annotation, cellular component: intracellular membrane-bounded organelle.
AUGUGGCUGCUUUUAACAGUGGCAAGCUUGAUAUCUGUACUGGGAUCCACACAUGGCUUCUUGCAAAAACUCGCCCCUGAAAGCCCAGAAGCCACUAUGAAUGUUAGUCAGAUGAUAACAUACUGGGGAUAUCCAUGUGAAGAGUAUGAAGUUGUUACUGAAGAUGGUUAUAUCCUUGGGAUCUACAGAAUUCCUUAUGGGAAGAAAAAUUCAGAGAAUAGAGGAAGAAGACCUGUUGCAUUUCUGCAACAUGGUUUGCUUGCAUCAGCCACAAACUGGAUCGCAAAUCUGCCCAACAACAGCUUAGCCUUCAUCCUGGCAGAUGCUGGCUAUGAUGUGUGGCUGGGAAACAGCAGAGGAAACACGUGGGCCAGGAGAAAUUUGUAUUAUUCCCCAGACUCAGUUGAAUUCUGGGCUUUCAGCUUUGAUGAAAUGGCUAAAUAUGAUCUUCCAGCAACAAUAGAUUUCAUUGUGCAGCUAACUGGGCAGGAGAAGAUACACUAUGUUGGUCAUUCCCAGGGCACCACUAUUGGUUUCAUUGCCUUCUCUACCAAUCCCAUGCUGGCCAGCAAAAUCAAAACAUUUUAUGCAUUAGCUCCAGUUGCCACUGUGAAGUAUGCAAAAAGCCUUUUAAAAAAACUUGCACUUAUUCCUCAAUUCCUCUUCAAGGUUAUAUUUGGUGACAAACUCUUCUUCCCACACAACUUCUUUGAGCAAUUUCUUGGCACUGAGGUGUGCUCUCGUGAGACACUGGACCUCCUCUGCAGCAAUGCCUUAUUUAUUAUGUGUGGGUUUGACAUUAAGAACUUGAACAUGAGCCGUUUUGAUGUGUAUUUAGCACACAAUCCAGCCGGAACUUCUGUUCAAGAUGCCCUUCACUGGGCCCAGGCUGCUAAAUCUGGGAAAUUUCAAGCUUUUAACUGGGGAAGCCCAUUUCAGAACAUGUUACACUAUAAUCAGCGCACUCCUCCUUACUAUAAUGUGACAGCUAUGACUGUGCCGACUGCAGUGUGGAAUGGUGGCAAUGACUUGUUGGCCGAUCCUCAAGAUGUUCACAUGUUGCUUCCCAAAAUCUCCAACCUCAUUUACCAUAAGGAGAUACUGCCUUAUAAUCACUUGGACUUUAUCUGGGCAAUGAAUGCCCCUCAGGAAGUCUACAAUGAAAUCGUUUCUAUGAUGAAUGAAGGUGAAAAGCAGUUCUAG